Verticillium nonalfalfae is the source of this 3027-nucleotide messenger RNA. RefSeq lists its product as uncharacterized. Lineage: Eukaryota; Fungi; Ascomycota; Sordariomycetes; Glomerellales; Plectosphaerellaceae. The record is from RefSeq and is a predicted model, not a curated record. The transcript has 3 exons. The coding region runs from base 1 to 3027 and encodes 1008 amino acids. Gene Ontology annotation, molecular function: protein binding.
AUGGACCCCCUCUCGAUUGCUGCCUCGACGGUGCCCUUGCUGGAGGCUGCUGGCUUUAUCACCAAGUCUCUCUAUAAGCUCGCCAAGUCCUACCGAACGGUGGAAGUCCGUAUCGUAGGACUCUGCGAGGAGCUCACCAAUCUUACAAACUUCCUGAAUACGGUGGACAAGACUUUGAGGAGAUAUGGUACACUGGACUUUGCCCUCGUGGAGAAGGAGCUGUGGCGGGAGAUUGACCAGUCGUUGGUCAACUGCGAGCUGUCGCUGAACGACCUGGGAAAACUGGUCGAGAGGAUCAAGAGGCACGCCCACGCGAAGGGCUUUGCCUGGAAGACUCGAACGGUAGCGGACCUGGCCGUCUACGAUGGCGAGCUGGCUGCGUUCAGAGACAAGAUCCACAAGUCCAACUCGGCUCUACAGACCAUUCUCAGUACUAUCAAUGUGUCGCUGUCUCUGCGAAGCAACACGUCGCAAGCCAAGAUCCUGACCGAGCUGAGUACGCUCAAGCUGUCUAUUGAAGCAGCACUCCGAGUGUCUCGUCUGCCAGUCGGCGGAUUCUCCCAGCACUUUAUCUCUCUCCCCGAUGCCCGUCUAUGCCAGAAUCUGUGGCACCUGGCCGAGGCGGCAAAGCAGUUUCACUCUGCCGCUUCUUCGACUGCUAGUACCGUCAGGGCAGAUGACAGCAAUGCUUCCGUCCGCCAGCUCUCCAGGACGGGUUCCAGCCUCGCUGGCGACUUCCCUCCCAUCAGACGCCAGUGGGUUGAGCAGUGCCUCCGGCAGGGACGUUGCCAGUCUCCUGAGUUCGCUACGCCUGUUCUAUCCAAAGCAAGGACGAAUCCAGAAGAGAUAAGCGACCAGAAGAAAUGGACGUCAGACUCGCCGGCCCUGGCGUCAGACUCGGCGCCACAAGUCUGUGAACAACGUCGUUCAGACGAAGAAACGGAAGACGAAGAGGAAGAGGAGGAGGAGGACGAUGGCGAGGACUGUUCAGACUUUGACCAGUACUACAUCUCUGGCCUUUACGAGCUCGCCAAUGAAAGCAUCAAAGCACUCGACUUUGCCAACGCAGCACGCCUCCUGAGCCGCUUCCUCUCCAAGGCCACCGCCUCAACCGAGGCGGGCGUCGCGCACAAGCCCACACGCACGACAAAGAUCCAGCUCGCCAUCUGCCACUUUCUCGAGGGGUCCUGGCAAAAGGCCGCGCCGCUGGUGACGGAGCUCGCCCGCUCCAAAGCCGGCCGGAACAUGGUCGUGUGCAACCUCCUGCACGCCCUGGCCAUCGCGUACCUCGCCCAGGGCAAGACGGACGAGGCGCUCGCCACCUGCCAGCAGGCCUUCCUCGGCAAGAAGCGGCUGUGGAAGAAGCAGGACAGCGACGAGUACUCGACCGAGUACUACGCCUCGCUCGGCCUCCUCCAUGUCGUCUUUGACGCCUCCGACGACCCGAUCCGAGCAGAGAUAUUCAAGCGCCAGCUCCCCGCCGACUUUGACUAUCACCACUUCCCCGACCCGCGGCUCUUUGUCGCUCAGCACCAGACCCUUCUCAGGACUUUGUUCCUGCUGCCACCGGGCGAGACUGCCACGCCGCUCGUCUUCGAGGGCAGCCCUGAGCCCGGCAAGCGCGUGAGGGGUUCGAGGCGGGGCGGAAGUUCGCAGGAUGUCUCGACCAUCGAGACGGAAGCGAUUCCCUUUCGCGGCGACGCGGACGACGAACUGUCGCCAAUAUCACCCCAGGCCGUCAAGAGGGGCAUCAACCGCAUCUUCGGGCGCAUGAUCCGGCGCACGUCGAGAGAGGCGCUCGACAGCCCCGGCAGUCCGAAGCCGGACUCAUUCCACUCAAACGGUCUCACGCGCCACCGAGUCAAGCCAGCAAACACGUGGACAAACACCAAAAAGCUCCGGACGGUCCUCAAGAAGAGACAGGUCGUCAACCCCCCGCAGUGGCGACGACAGGACAGCGCGGAGGGUGAGUCGAGCGGCGGCGAGUCCACGCCGCUCCAGGACGACGGGGCGUUCACGACGACGGGGCGGUUCUUCUUCGCGGGAGACGAACAACGCGGCGCCCCUGUCUUCCGCGCCGAGCUCGCGGAUACGAGUAGACCGCCCGAACUGGGAUGCAUGGCCACGAUCCCUGCCAAGGCCCUCGAGGAACCGAGCUGGCAGGCAUAUAACCCGUACCGGAAGCUUGAUACUGCGCGUUCCAUCAGAAAGGCCAAGUCGAAGCCGACACCCGCGGUUCAGCUUCAGCCAUCAACAACGUCGGGCUCGGCCCCCAUGCAACGCAGCCUGGAGCAGGUGGCAUCUGCCUUUGCGUCCAUCGCGGCAGCCAAGGACCCAGACCACCGACACGCCAUCCGGCUCGAGCUCGAAAUUCUCUCACGCGACCUCGCAGCAACGAGCAACGACCGCCAGCUCCUACGCGACAUUGACAAUGCCAUCAAGGCAAUCUCGAGCAAAGAAGCCACAAAGGACGCAGACAUCGAAGACUCGGGCUACGAAUCGGCAGGGAGCUCCUCCCAACAGAAACUAGCAGCGCCAGAGGCGGGCGACAUUUAUUCUUCCACUCCGGCGAGAGAACAGGGGUUCAAGAAGCGUGAUGUACCGCAGCUGCCACAACCGGUUCCCUUGGCAAAGACAGGGCCGCCGCCGUCGCCAGCGCAACCGACGGCGAUUACGUGGAGUCCCGGCCUAACGCGUUCGCGAGAACCGCCGCCAUCGGCCCGUCCGACGACAGAUCUCUGGAACUCUACCUUCAUACAACUCAAAGAACCAGAAAGAACGUUCAAAGGACCCAUGGAAGAGUAUGCAACCAAGAGCACCAUCACAAAUUUCAAGACACUCGAUGAACUUGCGAGAUCAUACGAGAAACCACGGAGGGCACCAGACAUCUAUAACCAGGGUGGAAACGGCGCGCAGCAAAGGUCGUGGAUGCAAUUUUCGGCGCGAUAUCUGCCUGGAGCGAAUAGGGGAGGCCCGAGGACACCAAUAGGUGCCCUGUAUCCGAACCUCAGGAGACCAUGGCCAUGA